AUGACAGAGAAACUACUUGAAGAAAAAGUAUUUAGUGCUUAUAUUAAAGCUAGUCAAAUUCUAUCUGGUUGUGAAUUUUCUAUUCUUAAUCCCCAUAAUAACAUGAUAUCUUUCGACCAAGUGAAUCGUUUGGCAUACAAAAGAUUAUCAAGAUCAAAAUGCAUUUCUACGAGAAAACCUGCUCAAUCAAAUGAUGAAAACGAAGACGAAAAUGAAGACGAUGAUGAAGAGGAAGAGGACGAGGAAGAUAAUAAACAAUGCCAAUCUAAAAUGCCAUCUAGUGAAAGCGAUAUUCUAGAUGAAGAUGAUGAACCAAUUCCUAUCGAUGACUUUGAUCUUGAUGUUCUUCCGAAUGUGUCUAGUUCUACCAUUCGAGGAAUGCGCAUUUUUGAUUCGAUCAACAAUUCUCAAUCUGACUCUUUCUUACCCAUUGAGGUGAAUGGUCGCAUCAAAUACAUGCAUAAACAGACCGCGAACUGGUAUUUUUCAAAAACUAAACCUAUAUUGUCUUCUGAUCGAUUGAAAAGGGUUCAACAGACAGUGUAACUUUUUUGAAUUCUUUCUUCCAUAUAUUAUAUCAUAAUUAUACGAAAAAAAUAAAAGUGUAUCCAUUUAUUUCAUUGCUUCAGAUAAUGAACUUACGUCUAGUCGACCUCGCUUUAAUAGUGAAUGUAUUUGCUUAAAAAAUUAUGCAAAAGAAAGAAGAUAAAUAUAUAUAUAUAUGUAUAAACAUAAAUAUUGUCAUGUAAACAUAUUCGUUAAAAGUAAAGUCAAUUUACUAUGAAAUAUAUCCUUAUCUUUUUUUUCUAAUCUGACUUAUUGUUUCAGCAAUGUGGUUACUAAGGAUCCUUCUUUCGGUUUAGAAAACGACUGGAAUACACAGAAUGCAAGUUCUUCAGAUGUCCAUUAUUUGUUGCAUAAAAGAUAACCAUCGCAAUAAAUUCACAAUGUCAUCUAUGAGAGCGAAUCAGAUGCAUUAUUUUUAAUCACACAAACUCAUUUUGAAUCACUAAACUCAGCUAAACUCAUUUUAAAUCAGAUAAAUCAGCUAAACUCAUUUUAAAUCAGAUAAAUCAGCCAAACUCAUUUUAAAUCAGAUAAAUCACUCAAACUCAUUUUAAAUCAGAUAAAUCAUUCAAACUCAUUUUAAAUCACAAACUCACAACUCGUCGUUUCCCCCUUGACACCCAUCCACCCACACAUCCACACCCGAACCCACACCCGCAAUCACCCACACCCACAUCCACACCCACAUCCACACCCAUCAAGGG
This is a messenger RNA of Rotaria sp. Silwood2, 1271 nucleotides long. The record is from the annotation of a GenBank genome assembly. NCBI's taxonomy places the organism in Eukaryota, Metazoa, Rotifera, Eurotatoria, Philodinida, Philodinidae.